Messenger RNA from Ipomoea nil (Japanese morning glory), 762 nucleotides. RefSeq lists its product as uncharacterized. Lineage: Eukaryota; Viridiplantae; Streptophyta; Magnoliopsida; Solanales; Convolvulaceae. The record is from RefSeq and is a predicted model, not a curated record. The coding region runs from base 1 to 762 and encodes 253 amino acids. The transcript is spliced from 2 exons. Gene Ontology annotation, molecular function: glycosyltransferase activity.
AUGGUUGUGAUCGUGCGCGCCGGCUUCAACCUUGCAUUCUUUAGCGGUGGUACAGGGUCCGCCCCUGCUCACCAUUUAAUGGAAGAGCCUAUUAUGGACAUAUUCCAUAUACGUUGGUCUGGUCUACCCAACGAUCCUAUUAUAUUGAACAACUCAUCCACCAUUUUUGUCGUUCCCAACGUACAUACUACCACGUCGUGGACCAUAAGACCCUAUGCUCGAAAAGGCGACGAAUACGCAUUGAGGAGGGUUCGGAACCUGACCAUCGCGGAGGUGCACCUUUUUAACCAACGCAUCCGACGUUGCACCACAAAGUACGAUGUCCCCACCGGAGGCUUCGCCGAAAACCUCUUCACCGAUCUCAUCAUCCCUCUCUACCUAACGUCAUGGGAGUUCGACGGAGAAGUACAGUUUCUGGUCACCGACGAUAAAAGGCGGCCGAGGUGGACCAACAAAUUUAAGGAAGUGUUGCAAAGGUUGUCGAGAUACGAAAUCGUAGACUUCGACAACCGGGAAAAAGACGGCGAAAACGUCGUCCUUUGUUUUCCAAGAAUCAUCGUCGGGUUAAAAGCCAACAAGGAGUUCAGCAUCAACGUCGUCUCUUCAGAUCAUAUUUACAUGAAAAACUUCAUGGCGUUCUUGAGAAACGCUUACGACCUGAAAAGGGAUAAUAUUAUCGCAAAAGAGAAAUUGCAGCCGCCGUCGCCGUCGCGGCUACUCGUGAUAGCGAGGAACAAAACUAGGCGGCUUGAACGCAGGUGA